AAGUGCACGAAGCUCAAAAGGAUGUGUGACGCGGGAAACAAAUUUGUCUGUCCCAGCGACAGAAUGCUGGCGCUCAGAGCCAAACUCCACUCAGGAUGGUGUACAGGAAAACCAGCAAGCGGGAGUGCUUUGAAGCCUGACGAACAGGCAGCCAUUCUCAAUGUCAUCAAAAGAAAUGAGGCACUGGAGACAGCAGAACGGCAGAGAAUUGGAAUGAUGGUGGAACGUCUGGAGAAGCUGAAACAGCGCGUGACGGACAGCGGACCAAGGAACUGUCGACUCUGUGGGCAAUCCUUUGGCUUGCUAUCCCUGUCCAAGCAGAUCUGUGACGACUGCCGCCAUCAGGUGUGUUCCAAGUGCGCCAUCGAGCUCUCCACAAAGACUCUCCAAGGUGAGAGGGAGAUUUGGCUGUGUAAGAUAUGCUCUGAGACAAGAGAAAUGUGGAAAAAGUCUGGAGCGUGGUUUUUCAAAGGCAUUCCGCGCUAUGAGCUGCCCCGCAGGGACAUAUCAAAUUCGAAAUCCUUCCGCCGUGACGAUAAACCCAUCGUAGGAAGGACAAUGAAGUUGGGUGCGCGUCUCAAUGACUCGUCAUCGGAAGAUGAAGAGACGGACGAUAAAUUGGAUGCCGCCAAAAUGCUCCAAAGGAGACAGUCGAGCUUGCUAAUGGGAAACGGAAGUAUGACGAGAGAGAGGUCACACGUGGAAUCCACAGUGAGCAGCAGAAAGAUGUCCAUCGGAGGUCAUAGCCAGCAAUUGAGCUCCACAACAUCCCAGGACAGUAGCAGUUUCUCGAUGGCGGAAUGGAGAAGCCAACAUGAAGGUGGGAGCCUCAUAAGGUCAUCGUCUCUCCUUCGACGUGGCUCUAUUUCAUCCAGCUAUUCAACCACAGAAUCUUGCACAGGUGUGCUUAAUACUGUGGCCAUGAGUCAAGGCUGCAAAGAGCCGCCACUGGGCUGGGUGGAGCUCGUCCUCAACUACGACGAGUCCAACCACUCCCUUGACUGCUCUGUGAUACGUGCCAGAGACUUGCCGCCCAUGGACAGUGCUGGUCUGGCGGAUCCUUUUUGCAAGAUCAACGUUGUGUCUAUCGACGGAAUGGCUCGUCAGCAGCGCUGGAUGAAGACCAAGACAGUCCACAAGACUCGCAAUCCCGAAUUUAAUGAGACCGCCACAUUCCUAGGCAUGGAGCACGAAGAGCUCAAUCGAUCCAUCCUGUAUGUCGUCAUCCUCGACGAGGAUAAGUAUGGCCACGAUUUCCUCGGAACGGCAAAAAUCGUCUUAUCUCCGAUUUAUGCAACAAGUCCUUGUCGCAUCUCCGUGCCACUGGAUGCUGAGGAUCAGCACAGUAUCGACGCGAGCUUGUCGGGUCCAUGGCCUCGUGGCCAGAUCCUAAUCUCUCUUUGCUACAAUACUAAAAAACGUGCCCUCGUCGUGAAUAUAAAGCGCUGCAUCAACCUCCUCCCAAUGGACAACAAUGGGUUUUCCGAUCCAUUUGUGAAAAUACAAUUGAAACCCGACUCGCAUCGCAAGAAAUACAAGACGAGCAUCAAAUGGCGCAAUUUGAAUCCUGUCUUCAACGAGGAGUUCCUCUUUGAGUCGCGCCCCAACGACUUCGACAAGCAGUUCCUCAUCAUUACUGUCUGGGACAAAGACUUUGGCAAAAGUAAUGACUUCCUGGGAUCGCUCAUGUUGGGCCCCACGAGCAAGGGGCGCCGCCUGAAGCAGUGGCGAGACUGUGUCCGUCUCCCAGAUCACUAUCAUGAGCAGUGGCACUGUCUCGCCGCUGACCCCGCUCACUGAGCACUUAAUCAAAAAAUUGUGUUGAAUUUAUGAGAAAAAUUAAAGGGUCAGCAAUGGGAAAAAUUAUCAUUUUCACAUCGCUAGAAUGCUUUCCAAGUAUUUUCAUGACUCUCUUGA
This is a messenger RNA of Phlebotomus argentipes, 1917 nucleotides long. It is a transcript of the gene Rph, whose product is annotated as synaptotagmin-10. The record is from RefSeq and is a predicted model, not a curated record. Gene Ontology annotation, molecular function: small GTPase binding. The transcript has 6 exons. NCBI's taxonomy places the organism in Eukaryota, Metazoa, Arthropoda, Insecta, Diptera, Psychodidae. Bases 22 to 1800 code for a protein of 592 amino acids. Gene Ontology annotation, cellular component: membrane. Gene Ontology annotation, biological process: intracellular protein transport.